This is a messenger RNA of Mercenaria mercenaria, 4862 nucleotides long. RefSeq names its product protein OSCP1-like. The record is from RefSeq and is a predicted model, not a curated record. Lineage: Eukaryota; Metazoa; Mollusca; Bivalvia; Venerida; Veneridae. The transcript has 10 exons. Gene Ontology annotation, cellular component: cytoplasm; plasma membrane. Bases 29 to 1153 code for a protein of 374 amino acids. Gene Ontology annotation, biological process: transport.
CAGAGGUUGCUAAGGAAAGCCUGCAGAAAUGUCUCAAAAAACGUUGCCCUUGUUGUUUAUAAACCUCGGAGGCGAGAUGGUUUAUAUCUUAGAUCAAAGAUUGCGUGCACAAAAUAUUCCAGACGAAAAAGCUAAAAAAGUAUUACAUGACAUUGUAUCAACUAUGUUUCAUAAAAGGUUUGUAGAAGAGUUGUUCAAACCACAGCCAUUAUACUCAAAGAAGGCAUUGCGUACAGUGUUUGACAGGCUAGCCCAUGCCUCCAUAAUGCGACUCAACGCAGCAAGCAUGGAUAAGUUAUAUGACCUGAUGACAAUGGCAUUCAAAUACCAGGUCUCGCUGGCAUUGUGUCCUAAAGAUAUCUUGUUGAUUACUCUCAAUCAUAUGGAUGCCAUCAGGAAAUUCGUCGACGGACAGGCAAAUAUACUGCAACAAGUGGAACAUGUCUACAGACUUCUUCUGGAGUCUUUUGGUCCCAUGACAUCGGGAGGAUUUCAUCUUAUCAGACAGACAUUGUUGAACUUUUUCCAAGACAUGCAUAUCAGGGUUUCCAUAUUCCUCAAGGACAAGGUGCAGACCAGUAAUGGUAGAUUUGUUUUGCCUGUUGGUGGACCAGUACCCUGGGGAACUCAAGUGCCAGGGAGUAUUAAAUGUUUUGAUGAGAAAGGACGAGAAAGUAAAUCUCAGAGUUUUCCGUCAGGGGGCAGUUAUCAUCAGCUGAGUAAGCCAGGUUCUAUAGAUAUCAAAGGGGACAGAGUAACAAAGUUAGGAACUAAUAUGUAUUCUGUUGCACGACCAGUUGAUACUCAAACAUUAGACAAACCAAAAACUACACCUAUGUCAGAUAUAGAAAAUCAAGCACCAGAUCCACUAGCAAAGGCCCAGCUAGAUCUCCUCUCACAUCUUAUUGGUAAUCAAACAACAACAGAGAAGUCGGGAUUUAGACUCAACUUGUUUGGUUCAGAUAAAGAAGAAGAACAAGCAGCAGUUUUAUAUAAACCAGUAGAAACAAAAGAAUCACAGGUUGUUAAAAUUGAUGCCUCAAAGAAACAGAAAAACAAGGAGUUAGAACAGAUUAUGGGAGAGUUAGACGUGAAAGACUCAGGUGCUGGCGGUGGGGAUGAUUUACUAGAUCUCAUGGACAGUGCAAGCUAGAACUAUCAUCUUACAUUAACAUUGUACUCGAGUCUAGCAAUAGACUAGACAUUCCGUAUUGUUUGGCGAAUUGUAAAAACAUCUUUUUAUUGUGUCACUCAAAAUAGCUUUCAGAAGCAAAGGGAAAUAAUUAUGAUGCAAUAUGUCUGUAUAUAAUUGCAGUUGUCUCCAGUGUUAGAACUCUAUGUCAUAAUUUCAGCACACUCUGCAUCCUUAAAUGAGGCAAAGCUGUGUCUACUGCCCAGUUUUCAUCAAUAAUCGUUAAGUUUUACAAAUUAUAUGCUACCAGCCAUAUUUUGUUAAUCUUUAAAAUAAAUGCAUUGUAAUUCAGAGUUGGUACCUAAAAUUUAAAUUGCAUCUGAUAUUGCUUUCUGUUGAAGACUUAAAUUCUCAUCUAGCAGAGGUUCAUCAGAAUCUCAAGUUAAACCUCUGAUUUCUUUCUUUCGUUUAUUGGUCACCCUGGCCAGAGUGUGCACUCUUGUAAUUACUAUGGGGGUAGUUUUUGUCAAUCAGUGUUUUCCUAUAUUUGUACCUUAUUAACUAUUAAAACAACAACUAAGCAAAGUACUAAUUUAAAAUUAUGAACAAAAGAUGAUACAAAGUAAGAUGUACCUCCAAGAACAGAAAUAUUUGCUGUGAUUUGGCUUUGUUAUUAAAUGGGGCGCAUUAAUCUUUAAAUUUUAAUGUUAUGUGAACAUCUAAAAAUAUUGAGGAUGACAUUCAACCAGGGCCCAGGUAUGCAAGUAUGAAAACUUGAUACUGAAGUACAUCAGUUUUAUAAUGAUUGAGGAACUUCUUGAUGGAUCUUCACCAAACUUGGUGUCUCUAAAGUUCAUUCAAAUGGUUCUGCUUGGCCCCUUGAAUGGACCACUAGAGUUAAAAAAUGGAUUAAUUUGAACAACUUCUUCUCAUGAAUUACUUGAUGGAUCAUCAUGCAUGUCUGAACCUUUCUCUGAUUCGUUCAAAUGGUUCAGCUUGACCUCUUUUAGGGGUUACAAGAGCUAAAAGUAGAAAAUCCUUAAACAAAUUUCCAGCCCGUCCGCUUAGCUCAGUAGGUAAGAGCGUUGGUCUACGGAUCACGGGGUCGCGAGUUCGAUCCUCGGGCGGGGCGUAUGUUCUCUGUGACUAUUUGAUAAAAGACAUUGUGUCUGAAAUCAUUAGUCCUCCACCUCUGAUCAUUCAUGUGGGGAAGUUGGCAGUUACUUGCGGAGAACAGGUUUGUACUGGUACAGAAUCCAGGAAAACUGGUUAGGUUAACUGCCCGCCGUUACAUGACUGAAAUACUGUUUAAAAACGGCGUUAAACCCAAAACAAACAAAUUAAACAAAUUUCCUAUAGAUACUGACCCGCCCGCUUAGCUCAGUAGGUAAGAGCGUUGGUCUACGGAUCGCGGGGUUGUGAGUUCGAUCCUCGGGCAGGGCGCAUGUUCUCCGUGACUUUGAUAAACGACAUUGUGUCUGAAAUCAUUAGUCCUCCACCUCUGAUUCUUGUGGGGAAGUUGGCAGUUACUUGCGGAGAACAGGUUUGUACUGGUACAGAAUCCAGGAACACUGGUUAGGUUAACUGCCCGCCGUUACAUGACUGAAAUACUGUUGAAAAACGGCGUUAUACCCAAAACAAACAAACAAAUUCAACAAACUUGUUCAGAAGCUAGGUCAAAAGGUCAAGGUCUGUCUGUGGUGAGCCACUUAGGUCCACUUGGCCCUCUUGUUUAAAAUUCAUUUUAUGAGAAUACUGAAAGUCCCAGAAUAUGUGAGAAAACUAAAUAUAAAGAAUGUAAAAUUUUGUGUUCUAUCUUAAGGUGACACCAAAACCGUUCCAAACAUUGUGCUGAAAGAAGUUAUUCGACUUUUCUAGUGUGCACCUUUUGUUUACAAAUGUACCAAAUUUGCAUAUUAUCCAAGCCAUUUGGAAUUGCAUUUACCUUGUGGAACUGCAGUUACAAAAACUUAUGUUAGUGCACUGCUUAUAUUCUCUAUUUUAAAUAAAAACUUUAGUGUAAGCUAAACAUUAAUAGCUAAACAUUAAUGACAAAUAUUUCUUUAGCAAAUCCAGAAGAAAGAAGCUGAUGUUAUUGUCAAAAUGUCCUGUCUGUACCACACAGUGCUAUGUUAAAUUCUUGCUAGUGCAACAUUAGGGAUAUGCUAGUCAAUUUUGCAAUUGAUUUGUAGUUGUUGUCACUGAAAACAAUGCCUUAGGUACCAUCUCUGUUUAAUUAACAAAGUACUUUCUUUCUUUUUGGAAAAUAUUCUAGUUUAAGUUUCCAACACUGAAGAUAACACAUCCUCAGCCAACCUAUUUUAGAAGUUAUAAAAACAGAGAAAUGCCAUUUCCUCCCUUUGCUCUUCAGGAAAUAUAGAGUUUUUUUGUUGUUUUUUUUUUUGUUAAUAAUAAUUCUAAAUUGUUUGUAUCAUUCUAACAUGUGUGUAACGGGACACAUUCUUAUCAUUUGUGUUGUAUGUUUAAUUUGGUGUUUGCAGAAUUUGAAAGAAAGAGAACAGAUACAAACAAGAUAUAUCAAAACUGCAUUAUAUUUUAUUUGCUUCUAUUAAUCAGUCACCAUCAAACAAGAUGUUUUUUAAAUUGUGAUUUUAUUUCAUUCCACUUCAUAUGAUUGAGCAUUUACUUUGGUCAAGAAAUAUGUUACAUUAUACAUGAUUGUACUGUAAUAUUAUUUUCGUAACUGUUAUAAUUUUGCAUUGGAGUCAGUUGAUACAGGUCUCAGAACUUUUAAUGCACAGAUCAGUUGAAAAUUUACAGUCACUGACAAGUCCUGCUUAGACAUUCUUGUGUUAUUUAUCUUUAACAUGUACUAUUUACAUAUUGUUAACAGAUUAUUGUUGUGAUAAUGUUUGUGAUAAUGUUUUUUUCCGUCCAUGUAUUUUUAUAAAAAAAAUUCAGCUGAACUUCCAAGUUCUGUAAUUAUACAGCAUUUUUGUCACCUCAGAGUCUCAGUCUUUUUAUAUAUACACUUUAACUCGGAUUUUUUUUAUUCUAGUCUUUUCAAAAUGCAAAGAGCUCAGGGUCAGCUCCUGAGAUCACUCACCAUCACUGUCUCCAUUGCCCACUCUUCCUUUAAACAACAUCUGCUCUGAAACAAUUCACUUUGAAAAUCUGCAUACCUGCUUUUAAAGGAAAUAAUUUUAUUUGUACAAAAAUUAGUCAUGCUACUACAAUUUAUGAAAAAAUUAUGGCUGCAAGAGAAUUGGUUAUUCUGUAUAUGUACUGAUGGAGCUUUUUAAAAACAUUUAGCACAAAUGUUUUGCUUUUUAUUACUUAAAUUGUUUACAUAUUUUGAGAGAGAGAAAUGGGUGCUAGUGGGCAGGGCCAGUUUUCAUGUGGCUUUAUACUCCAAAUUCCAAAAUACUAAAGUUUGUUAAUUUGAUUAAGAAAAGCAAAAACUUAAGCAAAUUAACAUACUUGAGCCAAUUAACAAACACAACACGGGUGAGUGACCUAAGGUAAUCAUGGUCCCUAAAUUUGAAUUAAAGGACAACAUAAAGUUUUCUCUAAAUGUACCAGAUUGGAUGUAUUCAGAGCUUUAGAUUUGAAAGUACAUAUAAUAUACUGUAUAAAUGUUGUGUAAGAUGUAAGAUGCACAGAGAGUACAAGUUUUGUGUUCAUCAUUCUGCUUCAAUCUACAGAACAAGUCUUAAGGACCAAACAUCAGUAUCAUUGCUUUUGAGUAUGAAUAAAAUAUAGAAAAUGA